AUGCAAAUAUUCACGUGGUCUCAUAAUGAAAUCACAUCAUACUGUGAUAAUUCUUGUGGGAGAAAGAUUAUCGUUCUAUCUAUCUAUCUAUCUAUCUAUCUAUCUAUCUAUCUAGAGAAACGCUAUUUUCUUAUUGCAGUAGUUUUCUUUCUGUCUUUACUAAAUACUUACCACGUUUUGUUAUGUGCUUAUCUUUCUCUGUUAUAUUCUUUCUUCCGUAUUUUACUUUUCAUUGCCCCUCUCUCUUUCUUAACUUUCUCUUCCCAUCCGUUGGUUCUUUUACUACCUCUCUUUCUCACUUUGUACAAACUUAAUGCUAAUUCGGGUUUCUUUCUUUUUUCCCCAGUCCGUAUCUAUCUAUCUAUCUAUCUAUCUAUCUAUCUAUCUAUCUAUCUAUCUAUCUAUCUAUCUAUCUAUCUCAUACCGUUCAUUAAUUUUUCUUUUCUUUCUUCCUCCCUUACUCAGACCGUCCAUAUCUAUCUAUCUAUCUAUCUAUCUAUCUAUCUAUCUAUCUAUCUAUCUAUCUAUCUAUCUAUCGUAAUGUAUUCACCAUCUGUUUAA
This is a messenger RNA of Acanthosepion pharaonis, 561 nucleotides long. The record is from the annotation of a GenBank genome assembly. Lineage: Eukaryota; Metazoa; Mollusca; Cephalopoda; Sepiida; Sepiidae.